Molecule: messenger RNA, 2973 nt
Organism: Truncatella angustata
Lineage: Eukaryota; Fungi; Ascomycota; Sordariomycetes; Amphisphaeriales; Sporocadaceae
Exons: 1
Coding region: 1-2973 (990 amino acids)
Source: RefSeq, a predicted model, not a curated record
AUGAGCAGCUUAGGAGAUAAGAUUAAGUCGGUUUUGGGGGGUGGACAUUCGACAGAUGCCGAGAAAGACGUCGAACACCGCACACCGGGAGCCUACCCCGAAGAGUCUGAUGUUCACGGAGGUGUGGACCAACCUCGUGUUGGCACCAAGCCUAUACCAUCCUCUGGUGAACGAGACCUCGGAGGCACUUUGCAAGAUCCUGGUCUCAUUACCGGCCCCUCAGAACAUAACACAGAGAGCUCUACUAAUAACAAACUUCACAAAAAGGAUGAUCCUCGUGGUAACGCAAGCUAUCCCGCACACGACACGAGCUCCUCGGGACUUGGGCACAGCCAUAAUGAGCCUAGCUCUGGCCUGAAGCAGGUUGAGCACAGCUCUACUAACCCUUACUCUUCAACACAUCCUUCAUCGCACCAUGACAACACUCUACCAUUAAGAGACCUGGGCGGAGAUCGAUCUGGGCAGAGAACACAGGGUUUGACAGGUUCAUCCACGGGCACAACUGGCACAUCAUCUGGUUUGACCGGUGCGCACACCGGAACAACGGGUUCAUCCGGUCUGACUGGUACUGGAAACACACAAUCUGGCAGCCAUAGUGGGACAGGCGCGGGCCCAGCUGCUGGCGCUAGGGUUGCUACGGCGGGAGCGCUUGCGGGCCAUGGCGGCGAUCACAACAAGGUUGGAAAUGGGGGAGUCAAAUCUGAAAUUACAUCAGAAGAGCCCUACUGGGGUGAUCUUCCUCAGGGCGCCGGAGUCUAUAACGGCGUGACUGGUCAUGGCAGCGGUGAAAAUACAUCUGGACAGCACCGCGCCGUUCCCCGAACUGGUGAUGCAUCAGAGGCAUCCAGAAUCGGAAAAUCUGGCGAGAGUCGCGCACCACAGAGUAUUGGUGUCCACAAUGCAUUUGCCGGCUACGGCAGCAACCGCGACGAUCACACGAACAUCGGGUCUGGAAAUCAGCGGGAGUUCCCAUUGAACUCUGGCUCAGUCCAUGGGGGUGCUACGGGUACGGCUGUCAGUUCAGGUACCAUCGGACAGCGUGAAGGCGAUAUUGGUCCUCACAAUGGUGUCGCUAACGCUAUUGAUCCGCGCGUGGACUCAGACCAUGAUGGUAGUCGUUCAACUGGUGGGACAUCAGGUAUUUCGGGUACUGGACUCACGUCAGGUACUUCAGGCCGCCGCGAUGGUGACAACUCUCAUAGAGAUCGCCACCUCGGCGAGGCUGGUGCUCUAGGCGCUGGAGCAGCAGCCUAUGGCGCUCAUGAACACCACGAACAGUCUAUCGGUGCCGACUACGAUGCACAACGAGCCGUCCCUCAUGGUGCGUCGACUACACACCAACCAAAAUCUGGCUUGGAUUCUACAUCCAACCAGCCUCACAACACGUCGACCGGAGGAGGUCUCUUACACCGUCACAAGGACCAGACUAAGCCUGCAACUCAGGCUCAAACUCCCAGCCGCCACCACGAGCAUAGUGGAGUUCUGGGGCUGUUGCACCGCAACAAGGAGCCCAAGGAUGUCGAUGAGCAAGUCCACGAUAAGUCUAACUUCACCACCCACCAUGGCGAGACUCCGAUUUCCACCUUGACCGGAGCACCUGGCGCAACUCAAACCGCUUCCCAUACUACUUCGUCAGGUCUAGGUAAAGAGUCUGGCUCAGGGUAUGAUGCCACCCGCUCUGGUCCCGACGACUCUCACACAGGCCGCAACCUCGCCGGACUUGGCGCCGCUGCUGGUGCAGGAUACGGUGCAUCUCAGUUGGGCCAUCACCACAACGAGCCGCAAGCCAGCGGACACUAUGGGUCUACUACAUCCUCGGGACAAACUCCUGUCUCGCAGCACUCCGCAGUCCCUGGCUCUCACGCUACGACUGUGGCUGGUCAACCCCAUCCAUUGAGCGGAGAUAGCUCUACUCACACUAGUCGAGAUAUUGCCGGCGCUAGUGCUGCUGCAGGUGCUGGAUACGGUGCAUCCCAACUUGGUAACCACCACAACGAGCCUUCCGUUGGACAGCACGGUUCAUCUCUUCCUCAGGGUGGUCAGGCUGGAACAUCUCAUGGCUUGGCUGGUACAACCUCUCACGCUUCAGAGGCAGCUAGCACAUACAGCCAGGAAAGUGCGUACAGCCAAGACCAUCCAUCGCACACUGGCCGAAACCUUGCUGGUGCGGGAGCCAUUGCGGCCGGUGCUGGUUACGGAGUUUCGCGCCUUGCUCAACACCAUAACGAGCCUUCAAUUGGCCAGCGUGACUCUUCGCUGCAAGGCAAUUCAGGUCAACGCGAGGGAGGUACUGGGCUUCACAACUCUCGCGCAGCUAACGCUCUUGACCCCCGCUUGGAUUCGGACCGCGAUGGUAGCAGGACAGCCGGUAACACAACCAGCACAAGUGGCAGCGGAUUAGGGACUUACAAUAAGCUCUCCGAUGGUACCGCUUCUGGUGUCGCUGUCCCAACUUCUGGCCAGACAACAUCAGCAUACAACAACCAGGCUGGCACAACUUCUAACUCCACAGGAAACCCUGCUGGCGACAGCUAUAACCAUCUCUCCUCAGGAACACCAUCCGGCGUUCAGCUCGACAAGCAACCGCACAGCGCGCGCGCUGCCAUCCAGAGCCCCACCUCGGACACGAGUGAAAUUCAAUCCUCCCACCACGGCUCUGGUACCGCAGCCGGACUAGGCGCGGGAGUCGCUGGUCUCCACUCUGGCAAGUAUGCACACGACGCCACCUCCUCUCCCAAACGGGACAACUAUGGCCGGGACGCCAACACUGCUGGUGCUCCGCUAGCCACUGAUCGAAGUGGUACCCAACAAGUCACUGGAUUGCGCGAAGCUGGUACGUCUGCCGGACUGGGUAGUGGUGCUGCCGCCACUCUCGGAUCCAAGUUCGGACCGGGUUACAACGUCACGCACAAGUGUACUAAGUGCGGCGAAGAUAAUGAUAUCAGUGCAUAUUUCAAGGAUUUGAAGCAGUAA